AUGAUGGAAGAUAUGAUAGAAGAUAUAGUUAAUCAAAAACCGGCUUCUGAUUUAAAUAACAAAGACACUGGGAAUUCUCAGAACUUCAAAUCACAAGCUGCCGAUCCACUUAUAACCAAAGAAAAUGUUUCUUCGAAUAGUAACCAAAAUGCUCCCAUCAUCCAUAGAAGGGUAAAAUCUACAAAUACUAAUUUUAUUACAGGAACUCCCGAUAAAAAUGGUAACAUAAAAGAGAGGAAAGCUAGCACCAGUAGCAAUAGUAUUACUGAAACUACUAGUAACAUUAACAAAACUCCACCUUCAAGCUCAAUUUUUAAUUCUAUGUUGGCAUCCAUGUCUUCUGCUUUUACAAAUAAUACUGGUUUACAAGAGGAGAACCUUCCUGAGGAUACCAGUAAACAAAAUUACAAUUCUGCUAAUGGUACAACUGCCAUUAAUGCAAGUACCAACAAUAACUCAAUGAUUAGCUAUAGAAAGCAGGAAGCCGCAAUCAAUAACUCUAAUGAUACUAGUGACGUUGCAUUGGUUAAUACUCACACUGGUAGUAACAAUAAUAGUAACAAUGCUGACAACAUUGAUGUAUCAUUUGAUAGUACAAAUUCUAAUAACAAUAUGCUAUACUCGACAACAGAUUAUUAUGUUAAAAAUGAGAUUCCCUUUGCGCAUGAAAGUAGAAAUGAAUUAUUUCAUAAUUCAUUCAAAUCAGUUCCAUCUCAAGAUAGAUUGAUUGACAUAUUUUCUUGUUCUUUGUCUAAGGAUUCAAUAUUUCAAGGUAAAAUGUAUGUUUCGGAAAAGUACAUUUGUUUUAAUUCGAAAAAUAACUUGUUAGGGUUAUGGGCUACAAAUAUUGUAAUUUGUCUAGAUGAUAUUGCUAGCAUCAAUAAUAAUGGAGAAUUCACUGAAAGACCAUCUAUUAUUGCACCAAAUAUUAGUAGUAAAUUUAAAAAUAAUAAUUACUCAAGUCAUGGUACUGGUAGCGUGACUUCGGAUAAUAAUAUUGUGAUAAAUACAUUAUACGGCAGAUCUUUUAAUUUUAGUGGAUUUUCCGAUAAGAAUAAAGCGAGCAAAAUUAUUAAAACAAUUUGGGAAAAUUCUUUGAAAAAAUCAACAUUAGUAACAUCUUCAAUGCAAAAAGGAGUCGAUAGCGAUGAUAAGAGUAAAUACGGGAACGGGAAGGAUGAUAAAGAUGGGGUACUGCAGGAUACUAAAGAUAGGUCUGCUAGUAAUGUAAGCGAGAUAUCCGCUGAUGAUUACCGCCCUAAUAGCAUUGGUGGGUUGUAUAAACAUGGGAUCCAUAAUAAUCAGUCUGGGAUAUUGAUUGAUGCCUUUCAAUACGAUAUCAAAUUGAGUGAAAAACACAAGCGGGCUAAUAGCAACAUUUUAGAGAAUAUAAAUGCUAAGAACUUGAUACCUGCUGACUUGGAAGAUGCCAUAUUAUCCGUCGAUGAAUCUGUUUACGAAGAAUACCAUGAAAAAGAAAAACCUGUUACAAAUAAUUAUUCGGAUGAAUAUGAGGAUGAUGAGGAUGACGAUUAUGAUAGUGAAGAAGAGAGUAAAAUUACAGACAAUAAGCUUAAACAGGUUAAGGUUUAUACAUUCAUCCCUAAAGCCAACUAUACUUACAAAGGUCAAUUAUAUCAUGAUGAAACUGAAUUUAUUUAUUCACCAGAAGAAGACAACAAAGAAGAUCUUUUAGCCGAAGUAGAAUUAAAUGCACCACCAGGAAUCAUCUUCGAGCUUUUAUUCAGUGAGAAUAAUCCUAGUUUUACCUUAUCUUAUUUAUCUGGAUUAAAUUCUUCCAACUUCCAGCCGCCGAAUUUAGGAGCUUUUAAUAAAAUCAAUCAAGAUGGCCAAAAAUAUAGAGAAUACCAAUAUGACAAGGGCUUGAAUUAUCCAGUGGGACCCAAGACUACAAGAUGCUUAGUACGAGAAACCAUUCUUUCUUUGGAAUAUGAUAAUUACAUUAAUGUAUUAAAUACUACCAGAACGCCUGAUGUUCCAUCUGGAUCGAAUUUUUCAGUGAAAACACGGUACAUGAUAAGGUGGGGUCCUAACGGAAGUUCUGUUUUAAAAAUAUCGUUUUGGGUUGAUUGGACUGGGAGCAGUUGGAUUAAAUCUAUGAUUGAUAAAAGUUGUAAAUCAGGACAGAAGGAAGCUACCAAGGUACUAUUAGUUUCUUUACAAGAAAAGUUAGAACAAGUCACAGAGAUGAAGAAAUUAUCGCUAGAUGAAGCUAUAAGUAGCGAAAUGCCUUCUAGUAAUAACGGUAUAUUGAGUAAAUCGCCCUCUGUUACUUCUCUAAGAUCAUUACCCCAGGAGGAAUAUAAUUAUAAAGGCAAUACUAGCGGUGCGGCUGGUAUUUCCACGGGUUUAAAUAAAACCGGCAAUUUGUAUUCCAACAAAGUUAGUGCAAAUGGUUUUACUAACACCAAUAUACACAAUACUGAUUUAAAGUUGUCCUUUUUCUCGUUUACUAACAUACUAUUGUUUUUUAUUACUUUUUUGUUACUGUUGAACUUAUAUUUCCAAUUUAAAAUCAUGUCUAAGUACAACUUGUUAAAUGACAUAAUUCCGCAGUUUUUAUCUUCUCAAUCGAACGAAAAAUCUAGUGUUGUAAUCGAUGAAACUACGGAAAAACUAUUGGAAAAUAUUGAUGCAUUGGUACAAAGAAGGAUGAAUGUGAAAAAUUGA
Molecule: messenger RNA, 2691 nt
Organism: Saccharomycodes ludwigii
Lineage: Eukaryota; Fungi; Ascomycota; Saccharomycetes; Saccharomycodales; Saccharomycodaceae
Product: GRAM and VASt domain-containing protein
Exons: 1
Coding region: 1-2691 (896 amino acids)
Biological process (GO): intracellular sterol transport
Cellular component (GO): mitochondrion; endoplasmic reticulum membrane; endoplasmic reticulum-plasma membrane contact site
Molecular function (GO): sterol binding; sterol transfer activity
Source: RefSeq, a predicted model, not a curated record